CAGCAACUUUAAUAACAAAGCAGGAAAAAAAAGCUGAUAGAGAGAGAAGCGGGACGGGCACAGCAGUGUCAUCAUGGAUCAAAGCGUGAAGCUGUUCAUAUACUUUAUGGUUGUAGGAGUGUUUGGUGAACAGACUCCAGCCUUUGAUCGCACAGAUGCUCCUGCAGUCACCAUGCCAGACUGGAUGUCUUAUGUCCCAGACAACCUCCCCCUCUCCUCCUUGGCCAUACCAGGGACCCAUGACACUAUGGCCUUUUUUGGUGGAUCUCUUGCUGAGUGCCAGAGCUGGAAUCUACCAAACCAGUUCAGUGCUGGAGUUAGGUUCUUGGAUAUCCGGCCACGUCAUUACCAAGACCGCCUGCCCAUUUUCCAUGGAGUGUCCUACCAACGCACCGACUUUGACCAAGUCCUCAAGGAUACGGUGGCCUUUCUAAUAAAGUAUCCUAGCGAAACGGUGUUGAUGAGAGUGAAGGAGGAGUAUGAGCCAUAUCAGAACACCAGAAGCUACUACAAGAGUGUAGCCGAAGUUGUGAGCCAAAUUGGAGAACAUUGGUUCUUAAGGAGCAGUAGCCUCCCCACCUUGGGAGAAGCCAGGGGAAAGAUUAUCAUUCUUCAACAAUUUUCAUCCAAUGGAGAAGGUCCCGACUUUGGUCCUCCAUAUCCUGGUCAUAUGAGCAUCUCAGAUGAAUAUCAGGUUACUGAUGAUGCGGAGAAAUAUGCAGAAGUGGAGAGACACCUCAAGGUGGCCCGACAUGGCGAUCCAGAAAGAGCUUACAUGACCUACUGCUCGGGAACCCACUGGCUCCUCUACACACCAGAAUCACUGGCUCGCAAGAUCAACCCGAGAGUGCUCAACUAUCUGAACGCCAAGGCAUCGGUAGCAAGGAAGAGGUCGGUAGGCAUGGUACUAAUGGACUUCCCAGGGGCAGAAAUAGUGAGGCAAAUCGUUCUAGAUAACUGGAAAUGAACCAAAAAUGGAUGCCUCCGGGAAAGUCACAUUUUAUUUAUUUUCUCUCUGCUUUGUGCAAGAUUUUUAUCACUUGAGGCAAAUUACAUUGGAGGACA
Messenger RNA from Rana temporaria (common frog), 1065 nucleotides. Its product is annotated as 1-phosphatidylinositol phosphodiesterase-like. Gene Ontology annotation, biological process: lipid metabolic process. Gene Ontology annotation, molecular function: phosphoric diester hydrolase activity. NCBI's taxonomy places the organism in Eukaryota, Metazoa, Chordata, Amphibia, Anura, Ranidae. The coding region runs from base 74 to 967 and encodes 297 amino acids. The transcript is spliced from 3 exons. The record is from RefSeq and is a predicted model, not a curated record.